Caenorhabditis angaria is the source of this 492-nucleotide messenger RNA. The record is from the annotation of a GenBank genome assembly. Lineage: Eukaryota; Metazoa; Nematoda; Chromadorea; Rhabditida; Rhabditidae.
AUGAGAAUACUAAUUGCGAUCUUUUUGGUAUCUUCGCAAAUUUCUGCUGAACAAAUCGGAAUUGAAAAAUAUUUCGAAUGCAUUGAUAUUCACGACUCAUUGUCAGAUUUUCUUGAUAUUUGCGGUAAAAACAUCCGAAUCUACAGAACUAGACAGAGAACAAUGAAUGCUUAUACUGCAUCAUCAAGAAAUGAAUGGUUUUUUGAUCUGAAUCUUGAUAUUCCAAUAGACACCCUUCUAAAUUCCAAUCAGUUUUUGAUGGUUAUGAAGGAUGCGAUCAUCGAUGAAGUUACAAUUUUGGAAUUGGGCGAUCUUGACACAAUUUUCAUUCAUAAAAACAUAUGCGUUUUUACUUUGGAUUUAGAUUUGUUGCCAGAAAUCGAGGAAUAUGUUAGGCGAUUGAUUCUUGAUAGAAAAUUUGUUGUUGUUUUGAGAAAUCGUGAAAUUGUUUUUUGGAAUUUUAACAAUGUUAAAUGCUUGCAGAAUGAAUAA